UUUUUGAAGCAAAUUGGCACAGAACCCUCUCAUUUAAGGCAGGAACUGUGUAAGUGUCUUGAAGAGAAUAUAGAAGAAUACAUUUCAUUUAUGUUAAACCGUCAUCACCAAGAUGAUGAGGAAACAUUUGUGGCUGAUUACUUGUCAGAAAUGGAAAAACUGAAAGUUGAUGGGUAUUGGACAAGUGCUGUGACAGACCUUUUUCCAUUAGUACUGGCAAAUUACUCAAAGUGCAAUGUUAUCAUCUACACAAAUAAUGUUGAACAGCCAGUCAUUACAAUUAAACCAACCAAAAAUGACUAACUUGCCAUUCCAGAUAACAAAAACAGUGUAAAAUUGGUUUAUACAUCAAUUCGGAGAAUUUUGGAACACUACGAUGGAUGCCUUGAAAUUCAAGACUCUGAUAUAUACUUUGCCUCUCCAUUAUCAGGUGGACAUUCCGACAAACAGGAACAGAACAAGAAUACACCCACCACCAAUGAUAAAACAACUCCACCGAAAGGACCUACACCAAGAAAAAAGGCAGUUUUUAUAACGCCUGAGAAGAAGUUCCAUACUAGAAAGAGAAAAGCAACACCAGAAACAUGGGAAAAAAUAUUAGGAAAAAGUUACGGCUGUCAGGUGCAGAGUAUACAUCAGCAGAUGGAAAGCCAAAGGCCGCUAGGUCGGUAGAGCCAGUAGACUGUAGCAAGUGCAGACAGAAAUGUGACACAAAAAUAACAACAGAACAAAGGCAACAGCUCUUUGAAUCAUUUUGGUUAUUGUCAAGUUAUGAGAGACAGAAAAAUUAUGUUUGUAAACAGGUAGAAGAGACAGACACUAAAACAUAUCUAGACAAAGAUGGAAAGCCAAAUAAAAAACGAAAGCAGGUGUCAAGAAAGUUUUAUUUUGAAAUUGAAAGUAAAAAGUGUUCUGUCUGCAAGACGUUCUUUAUGAAAACGUUGUCAAUCGGUAAGGCAUAUAUUGAUCAUGCGUUGAAAAACAAAAAGGACGGACAUUUUACAGGCAGUGAUUUAAGAGGAAAACACGAGCCUCAUAACAAACUUUCCCCAAGCAGAAUAGAUGCAGUGAAAAAGCAUAUUGAAUCUUUCCCACGUAUAGAUGCUCAUUAUGUUCGAAAUGAGACAAAGAGACAAUUCCUUGGGCCACAUCUUACACUGCCAAGAAUGUAUGACCUUUAUCUGGAGGAGUGCAAGAAAAAUAAAACAAAGCCAGUUUUAUUGGAAAGAUACAGAAAUGUUUUUAAUACAAAUUACAACCUUUCUUUUCAUGUACCAAAGAAGGACCAGUGCAACACAUGUAAUCAGUAUUACACAGCACAGCGAGAAGGUAAAAUGACAAAUGAACAACAGAAUGUUUUCGACAAACAUCAGCAAAGGAAAAAGCGAUCUAGAGAAGAGAAAGCUAAAGAUAAACAGAAAUGUGAAUCCCAAAGUAACAUUCAUGUAGCUUGUUUUGAUCUCCAGUCAGUGUUGUAUGUUCCAUGCUCAUUGGUUAGCCUAAUGUACUACAUGCGUGAACUCUGCUGUUAUAACCUAACAUUUUACAGUUAUGGAGACAAACAAGGCACAUGCUUUGUCUGGUCUGAGGUACAUGCAAAAAGGGGAGCAUCAGAAGUGGCUACCUGUCUAAAGCUACAUCUCCAAUCACUUCCAGCAGAAUCAGACCAUGUAGUUUUGUACUCGGAUGCUUGUGAUGGACAAAAUAGAAAUAAAAUCAUAGCAAGUUGCUUACUGCAUUUCGUGAAUACCAUUCCAAACAUAAAAAUAAUAGACCAUAAAUUUCUAGAAAGCGGCCACACACAGAUGGAGGUGGAUUCAAUGCACGCAGCUGUCGAAUUUGCUAAAAAGAAAACCAUGAUUUUUGUUCUGUCACAGUGGGACACAGUUAUUCAUAUGGCUAGAAGAAAAAAGCCCUAUAAGGUUUUGCCACUAAAGUACACUGAUAUCAUAGACUUUAAACAAUUUCAGAGUAACAGUACAAAGGUACAGAAAAAAUCGGAAACAGGAACCAAGGUACUCUGGUCAAAAAUGAAGUGGCUUAGAUAUACUAAGGAAGAGCCUGAUGUCUGUUUUUUCAAAUACGAUUUUGAUGAUGAAUUUGAAAAAUUGAAAAUGUUUGGCUAUAGAAGUAUCAUUCAAAGAUACCCAUAUCUGCCGCAAAGAAAAAGGAUCUAUUGCAGCUAUGCAAGAGUGGUACUAUUCCUGAAGAAUUCCAUGAAUAUUACAAGGCUUUACCAGCAAAAAACAGUAUCAGAGAUUGUUUGCCAGAGCCAGAUGCCCUUGAAGAUUCAAGUAACGAUUCGGAUAGUAACUAACUAAAAGUGUCAGAUUUACUACUACAUUUCAAAUGUGACUGACAAUGUGACAGUGUGUGAUUUCAGACAAAUUCUAAACAUGCUAAAUAUGUGUAUUAAGCUUUAUUCAAGUGCUUAUAUUGCAUAAUAUUACAUAAAAUGUAUUAUGAAAUUCACUAAAUUGUUAUAGAUGAUUCUUGUUACUUGAUGAAAAGACAGUCUGAGAAGAGCCAAAUGGAGGCAUUUACAUAUAGGCCAUUGGUGACUUGAAAAGUCUUAAUCUAAGACAAAGAAUGCAUCCUGCCAUAAUAAUCUAUAUUUCUAUAGAAUAUUUUUGUUUCCCACAAAACUUACAUUUAUGUCAACAUUGCAUAUGCCAGAGGAUUCUAUUGCUUUAUAGAAUGUUUUUGACACUUACAAAAACUGUGAUAUGCAACAUCUUCACCAGCUAUCAGUUUAUAGCACUUUCUGGCUCAGUACUGU
Messenger RNA from Mercenaria mercenaria, 2779 nucleotides. RefSeq lists its product as uncharacterized. NCBI's taxonomy places the organism in Eukaryota, Metazoa, Mollusca, Bivalvia, Venerida, Veneridae. The transcript has a single exon. The coding region runs from base 585 to 2321 and encodes 578 amino acids. The record is from RefSeq and is a predicted model, not a curated record.